AUGGAGGUCACGGACCAAAACCAGCGAUCGGGGGAUGAGUGUGACAUCAUCAGUUGCUUACGUAACAUUUCGGAAAUUUUGGGUGAUUUUUUGGAUGACGAUCAAGAGCCUACCAGUUCAGUUGCGACGGCGUUUCAAACUCACACAGCAUUCAUUCGCAAUGCCGUUAGCACGGUCGAUGCCGUUGACUGCGAGAUUGCAGCGACCAAUUGGGCUAGCAUCACCAUGGGUCUCCAUCCCGAGGACACUGUUCGCAGUUGGAAUUCCUCCAAACAGAUACCGAUCAUUAAGCUAAUCGAGGGACAAAAAAGACAAUAUGCGUCUAUUUCCACUCGGCCCAUCCCACCUACUGUCGCACCCCGGUCCGCCAACGUGGACACUUCUUCGGCUUCAACAGCAGUCAGUUCCUCCUCCCCCCAACCGCAAAAAAACAGCAUUCGAGCCCGACUACGAGAAUACGCACGCAAAUCCCGCGAAAUGGUUCGUCAGUUUAUUACGGGAUCUCGAGAUUAUCUGCGCGAAACACGAGAGGCAAAAGAAUUGAAGAAGCGAAAGGUGGUUAAUGGCUACGAAUGGACAAGAAAGGAAUACUUUUUGGUAAAGAAGAAUGAGCAAGACUUCUGGCGUGCAAUACCUUUCAUGUUCUGCUGUGUCUUCUUGGGCGAAGCGAUACCUUUUCUUCUUAUUCGGGGCAUAGUGCCAAGCACGUGUCUUACAGUCGAGCAACUGGAUGCACGCUGGAAGCGUCUUGCGGGAGUUAGGAAGAAAUUAGCGGCAGCAGCUGUGCAGAGUGUUGAUUCGGGCGAAGCGAUGCCGGCAUCCGCUUUCCUUUCGGACGAUUUUGUCCUCCGUUUGGCUCAUACGCAACCUCAAUACUUUCUCAUCGACAACCUAACCGGUCCUCAACUGCGCGCGUAUAACAAGUACCUUGGUAUAUGGCGUGUUGGCCCAGCCCCUUACCUUCGCCGCGUUUUGCGCCAACACGUAGAUUACAUUCGCGGUGACGAUCUGUUACUUAAGAAGGAAGGGCUAGAGAGUCUAACACCGCUUGAGCUGAAAUGGGCUGUCGAGGCGCGUGGAUUGCCAUCGACUGACGCCACUCCAGAGCGAAUGCGGGAAGAUCUUAGCUCUUGGAUAAGGCUUCACAUUAACGAUGACCAGGAAGUACCUUUCUCUUUGAUGCUCUUGACCGCGAUUAUUAGAGUUGAGUUGCAAAGUCAGAUGAAGGAGGUUGUGAGAGUAGGGAGCAGUCGGAUGAAGGAGCAUCCUCAUUUGACAGUCUCGACGGAUUCGGUAAUAUUCGCUGAAGAGCAAAAAUCUACAGCGGUCGCAAGUGGAUGA
Messenger RNA from Spizellomyces punctatus DAOM BR117, 1341 nucleotides. RefSeq lists its product as uncharacterized. The record is from RefSeq and is a predicted model, not a curated record. Gene Ontology annotation, cellular component: mitochondrial inner membrane. Lineage: Eukaryota; Fungi; Chytridiomycota; Chytridiomycetes; Spizellomycetales; Spizellomycetaceae. The transcript is spliced from 7 exons. Gene Ontology annotation, molecular function: ribosome binding. Gene Ontology annotation, biological process: intracellular monoatomic cation homeostasis. Bases 1 to 1341 code for a protein of 446 amino acids.